GUCAGUUUGUACAUUGACAUUCCAUGUCGGAGGUUGAUGAGACGGCGACUCGAAUUUGAACCGAAUGAGAAAUUAUGGCAGAUGAAAACAUUUCACAAAAGAAAGACGACAAUAAAAAGAAAUUUAAACGCCCAAAUAAAAACUAUGCUGUAAAGAAGAGACUUCCUAUCAGGCCAGUUGAUGGUGAUAACGUUGUAUUUAUAACAAAGAAGACGAACUUUAAGGCCCAAUUAGACAGAUGCUGUGAUCUACUAACUAAGGGAGAAAAGGAAAUCAUAUUACACGGUCUGGGAGCAGCUAUUCAAAGAUGUUGUAACUUAGCAUUACAACUAGAGAGUUUAUUCUCUGGAACCUGUCAAAUUGAAGUAAACACGGGCACUGUUGACUUAGUUGAUGAUCUGGAGCCAUUAGCAGAUGAUUUAGACUUUGGAACACAAGUGAGACACUCUUCUUCAAUCCAUAUAAGAGUGUUCCGCACUGCCAUGCUUGGUGCUAACCAGUAAAGCGAAAAUGUUCUUCACAUUAAAUGAAAUUGUGCAAUGGAUUGGACUGACAGUGUUUGAAAUAUGGAUAAAUUUAAUUACUAUAACAAUAUUCUCAGUCUUGUUGGCAUUGAAGAUUGAUGCUGUGAUAAACAGUGCUUGGUGGACUAUAUUUGCACCCUUAUUUGUAAGUGAUGCUAUGAAUGCAUACUUUUGUUGUAUAGUCUGUAUAAGAAUGAAUUUAGAGAGCUCAUACAAAGCCUCUCUCUAUAGGGCAUCAUGGAGUGCUAUAUUCCUUGGAUUGACAUUUGUUUUUAAGUUUCUGCUAUGUAGGAAACUUCAAGGUGAUUCAGCAAUAGAAUACAGUGAAGUGUUUGCUCCAUUAUUUAUACUUUUACAGUUGAUAGCAGUAAGAGCAUGUCAGUUACAUCAAUGAACAUCUCAAUAACCAUUUUGUAUUAAUAUAUAAAAUAAAAGAACUUACUUAAUAUU
This is a messenger RNA of Chilo suppressalis (striped riceborer), 974 nucleotides long. Lineage: Eukaryota; Metazoa; Arthropoda; Insecta; Lepidoptera; Crambidae. The record is from the annotation of a GenBank genome assembly.